Molecule: messenger RNA, 2865 nt
Organism: Ochotona princeps (American pika)
Lineage: Eukaryota; Metazoa; Chordata; Mammalia; Lagomorpha; Ochotonidae
Gene: BRINP2
Product: BMP/retinoic acid inducible neural specific 2
Exons: 8
Coding region: 216-2567 (783 amino acids)
Biological process (GO): positive regulation of neuron differentiation; negative regulation of mitotic cell cycle
Source: RefSeq, a predicted model, not a curated record
UCAUGAGGUAAAAACUUUGGAAAGCUGCCACUGGAGAUGGUGUACAACAAUCUGGAAUCCUUGAGGAGUCUCCCCCCGGUCGUUGGAGGUUUGGGAAGCAGCUGAUAACAGCCGGCAGGGCUCUUGCGAGGAUUCAAGUUUCAGAGCCCCGGAGGAGCGGCGCAGAGGGGGAGAGCGUGGCGAGAGAAUGAAGAAACCAACUGCCCGGGAGAAGCAUGAGGUGGCAGUGUGGCACUCGGUUUAGAAGGCUCAGGCCAGCGGCGGCACCAUGGGCAGCCCUGCUGGCCCUGGGCCUGCCCGCAUGGCUGUGGGCACUCUUGGCCCCUGUGGCCGCCGUGGGCCCUGAGCAGCAUGCCUCGCCAGCCGGCCAGCCCCCACUGGACUGGCUGCUCAGCGACCGGGGACCCUUCCACCGCGCUCAGGAGUAUGCUGACUUCAUGGAGCGCUAUCGCCAAGGUUUCACCACCAGAUACAGGAUCUACAGGGAAUUUGCCCGUUGGAAAGUGAGCAACUUGGCCCUGGAAAGGAAGGAUUUCUUCAGUUUGCCACUGCCCCUAGCCCCAGAGUUUAUCCGGAACAUCCGCCUCCUGGGAAGGAGACCCAACUUGCAGCAGGUUACUGAAAACUUGAUCAAGAAGUACGGCACUCAUUUCUUACUUUCUGCCACCCUUGGAGGAGAAGAGUCCCUGACUAUCUUCGUGGACAAGCGGAAACUGAGCAGGAAAACAGAAACAGCAGGAAGUUUCCCUGCAGCUGGGGGCAGUGGGAACAGCUCGGCUGUGUCCCUGGAGACCCUUCACCAGCUGGCAGCCUCCUACUUCAUCGACAGAGAGAGCACCCUGCGGAGACUGCACCACAUCCAGAUAGCCACGGGGGCCAUUAAGGUCACGGAGACUCGGACUGGUCCUCUGGGCUGCAGCAACUAUGACAAUCUGGACUCGGUUAGUUCUGUCCUGGUGCAGAGUCCAGAGAACAAAGUGCACUUACUGGGCCUGCAGGUGCUACUGCCCGAGUACCUGCGUGAGCGCUUUGUAGCCGCAGCACUCAGCUACAUCACGUGCAGCUCUGAAGGAGAGCUGGUGUGCAAGGAGAAUGACUGCUGGUGCAAGUGCAGCUCCACCUUCCCAGAAUGUAACUGUCCUGACGCUGACAUCCAGGCCAUGGAGGACAGCCUGCUGCAGAUCCAGGACUCCUGGGCCACUCACAACAGGCAGUUUGAGGAAUCCGAAGAGUUCCAGGCCCUGCUGAAAAGGCUGCCUGAUGACCGCUUCCUGAACUCCACAGCCAUCUCCCAGUUCUGGGCCAUGGACUCCAGCCUCCAGCAUCGCUACCAGCAGUUGGGCACAAGCUUGAAGAUGCUGUUCAAGAAGACCCACCGAAUCGUCCGCCGACUCUUCAACCUCUGCAAACGCUGCCAUCGGCAGCCCCGCUUUCGCUUGCCCAAGGAGAGGUCCCUGUCCUAUUGGUGGAACCGAAUCCAGUCCCUCCUCUACUGUGGAGAAAGCACCUUGCCUGGUACCUUCCUGGAGCAGAGCCACAGCUGCACCUGCCCGUAUGACCAAUCUUCCUGCCAGGGCCCCAUCCCAUGUGCCUUGGGUGAAGGGCCUGCAUGUGCCCACUGUGCUGCAGAUAAUAGCACACGCUGUGGGAGCUGUAAUCCAGGCUACGUGCUGGCUCAGGGAUUGUGCCGGCCAGAGGUGGCAGAGUCCCUAGAGAACUUUCUAGGCCUGGAGACUGACCUGCAAGACCUGGAGCUGAAGUACCUGCUCCAGAAGCGGGACAGCCGCAUUGAAGUGCACUCUAUCUUUAUCAGCAAUGACAUGCGUCUCGGCAGCUGGUUUGAUCCUUCCUGGAGGAAGCGUAUGCUGCUCACCCUGAAAAGCAACAAGUACAAGCCUGGGCUGGUCCAUGUCAUGUUGGCCUUGUCUCUGCAGAUCUGCCUCACCAAGAACAGCACCCUGGAGCCUGUCAUGGCCAUUUAUGUCAACCCUUUUGGGGGAAGCCACUCAGAGAGCUGGUUCAUGCCUGUGAAUGAGGGCAGCUUCCCAGACUGGGAAAGGACUACUGUGGAUGCAGCUGCUCAGUGCCAAAACUGGACUAUUACCUUGGGGAAUAGGUGGAAGACCUUCUUUGAGACAGUCCAUGUUUACCUACGGAGCCGAAUCAAGUCCUUAGAUGAUAACUCCAAUGAGACAAUCUACUAUGAACCCCUGGAGAUGUCUGAUCCCUCCAAGAACUUGGGUUACAUGAAAAUCAAUACCUUGCAGGUCUUUGGCUAUAGCCUACCCUUUGACCCGGAUGCUAUCCGGGACUUAAUUCUCCAGCUGGACUAUCCGUACACUCAAGGGUCCCAGGACUCUGCCCUUUUGCAGCUCAUUGAGCUUCGGGACAGAGUGAACCAACUUUCCCCACCUGGCAAAGUUCGACUCGAUCUUUUCUCCUGCCUACUUCGGCAUCGGCUCAAGCUGGCCAAUAAUGAGGUGGGCAGGAUCCAGUCCUCCCUGAGGACUUUCAAUUCUAAGCUACCAAACCCCGUGGAGUAUGAGACAGGCAAACUCUGUAGCUAAUGGGGGGGAGGCCCACGCCAGCACUUGGAAGAAAUGAGAUGCAUGAAUACAGGGUACAACUCUUAUUCAAGCCCUCACCUUCGUGCCAACAGGGUGCUCCCGUGAGACUUUCUGCCCUCAGGCUUGGACUGAAGGAGCCAGGAGAGAAAGAGGCAGCCAGCAUACAUGUGCACACACACACUUGCACAGGGGAGCUAUGACUCAACAGUCUCAGGUCUGUGAAGUCAAGUGCUUGCUACAAUAAUUGCAACUGGAGGAGAAGAGCCAAGGAAGAGAUUACGAAAAAGAACCAGCCCAA